Lathyrus oleraceus (garden pea) is the source of this 1461-nucleotide messenger RNA. RefSeq lists its product as uncharacterized. Lineage: Eukaryota; Viridiplantae; Streptophyta; Magnoliopsida; Fabales; Fabaceae. The record is from RefSeq and is a predicted model, not a curated record. The coding region runs from base 1 to 1461 and encodes 486 amino acids. The transcript is spliced from 3 exons.
AUGGUGACUGGAAUACUGUCUGGUAAUCAUAAGGUCCUUGGGGUUUCCAUUCCCUUAAACACUAUUGAACCUGAUAGUGUUACUUAUCAAGAAAAUAUUGAGUCUUUAGGAAAGAAUAUCUCUGAUGAUAUUGAGCAAACUAAUGCUCAUAAGGAGUCAAAUGUUGACAAACCCUUAGGUAAUGUGGCUGGUGAGGAAGUUCAUGUCACUCAUGAUGUCAGUAACAACCCUACCUGUGAGGCUGAAACAGUAGACCUGGAUGAAUUUUCUGAUAAUGAGUUGUUGUCCUCAGUCCUCCCUAGCAUAGCCAAAAGGGUUAGGACUAGGAGAGAAAAGAAAACAGUGGCUCAAAGGUCCCCCAGAAAGAAGAUUGAUGUUCCAACCUCUUCCAAGACAAAGGUGGCAGUCGAGAGUUCCCUCAAGAGGAAAGUUCAUGGUCCAACCAAAUCUUGGAGCAAAGGGGUGCCCAAGAAAAAGAAGACCAAGUCUGUUGUUGUUGAGUCUGACUCAGAUGCUUCAUGUGAUGUCCCUGACACUUUGUCAAAGAAGAACCAACCACUAGCAAGCUUGCAGCUAGUGUCCCUGAGGUGGAAAUAUGUUUAUCAGAAGAGGCUGGCUUUGGAAAGGGAAUUAGCUCAGAAUGUCCUAGACUGUAAGGAUAUUAUGGACCUUAUUCAAGAGGCUGGUUUAAUGAAGAUUGUGACUCAGUUCUCAAAGUGCUAUGAGAUGUUGGUGAAGGAAUUUAUUGUUAAUUUGUCUGAAGAAUAUGCUGAUGGCAAGUCUAAGGAAUUCAGGAAAGUGUAUGUGAGAGGCAAGUGUGUAAAUUUCUCUCCCUCAGUGAUCAACAAGUAUUUGGGAAGGCCUGAUGUAGCUCAACCUGAGCUUGAGAUUGGAGCUGCUAACUGGGUGCCCACCAAUCAUAAAUCUACAGUUGCUGUAAUGCUUGGAAAGUUUAUAUAUGUUGCUGGAACCAAGGCCAAUUUUGACUAUGGCUCCUAUAUUUUUGAUCAAACUUUGAAGCAUGCAGGAAGCUUCAGUGUGAAGGGUCCUAUAGCCUUUCCUUCUCUCAUUUGUGGUAUUGUUUUGAAUCAGUUUCCAAACAUCUUAAUAGAGAAUGAUUCUGUGAAGAAAAGAGACAGCCCUAUGUCCUCCAAUCAUAAGUUGUUCCUAGGUACCCAUGUCCCUGACAUUGUCAUGACAACAGGUGAGACAUCACGUGUAAGCAAACAACCAGGUAAAGCCGAUGUCAUUGCAAUGCUCAAAGAAACUUGCAGGGAGUUAGAGGCAAGGAAGCUGAACUUGGAAAAAUUGAUCAGCACUUUGGAGAUGACUGAAGGUGAUGUGCUUGGUGAAGCUGUUGCUGUUGCAGAAGAAGCUGAAAGACGGGGUGAAGAGGGAGAAGCAGAUGCCAGUCCUGAUGAUGGCACAGAUGAUGAUGCUGACUCUGAGUCAGAUAACUAG